Molecule: messenger RNA, 1398 nt
Organism: Miscanthus lutarioriparius
Lineage: Eukaryota; Viridiplantae; Streptophyta; Magnoliopsida; Poales; Poaceae
Source: the annotation of a GenBank genome assembly
AUGGCCGACGGGGAGGACGCCGCCGCCGCACGCCGACGGGCAGCCAUCACCGACUACCGCAAGAAGCUGCUCAACUGCAGGGAGCUCGAGUCGCGCGUCGGAACCGUGAGAGAAAGCCUUAAAAAUGCAAAGAAGGAUUUUACCAAGACUGAAGAUGACUUGAAGUCUCUGCAGAGCGUGGGGCAAAUAAUUGGAGAGGUUCUCCGACCUCUUGAUAAUGAACGCUUUAUUGUGAAGGCCAGCAGUGGUCCCCGAUACGUGGUCGGUUGCCGAAGUAAAGUGGACAAGGAGAAGUUGACGUCUGGAACUCGUGUUGUACUUGACAUGACGACCUUGACAAUAAUGCGCACUCUUCCACGGGAGGUGGAUCCUGUGGUAUAUAACAUGCUUCAUGAAGAUCCAGGAAAUGUCAGUUACUCCGCUGUAGGCGGUUUGUCUGAUCAGAUUAGAGAGCUCAGGGAGUCCAUUGAGUUACCUCUUAUGAACCCUGAACUCUUUCUUCGUGUGGGAAUUAAGCCUCCUAAGGGUGUUCUACUCUACGGUCCUCCAGGAACUGGGAAGACCCUAUUGGCAAGGGCUAUCGCAAGUAACAUCGAUGCUAACUUUCUGAAGAUUGUUUCAAGUGCUAUUAUCGACAAAUACAUUGGAGAAAGUGCACGUUUGAUUAGAGAAAUGUUUGGCUAUGCACGGGAUCACCAACCAUGCAUCAUCUUCAUGGAUGAAAUUGAUGCCAUUGGUGGGCGAAGAUUUAGUGAGGGAACUAGUGCUGAUCGUGAGAUCCAGCGGACGUUGAUGGAGCUCCUUAACCAAUUAGACGGAUUUGACGAGCUAGGAAAGGUAAAGAUGAUCAUGGCCACGAAUCGACCUGAUGUUCUGGACCCCGCGCUCCUACGUCCUGGACGUUUAGACAGGAAGAUUGAAAUUCCGCUACCCAACGAGCAAUCAAGAAUGGAAGUUCUGAAAAUCCAUGCAGCUGGUAUCGCCAAGCAUGGGGAAAUUGAUUACGAAGCAGUUGUAAAACUAGCUGAAGGUUUCAAUGGGGCUGAUCUUCGGAACGUGUGCACUGAAGCUGGUAUGGCUGCAAUUCGUGCAGAGAGAGAUUAUGUAGUCCACGAAGACUUCAUGAAGGCUGUGCGGAAGCUCAAUGAUGCAAAAAAGCUGGAAUCGAGUGCACAUUACAGUGCAGAUUUUGGCAAAGAUGAGGAGGAUUGUCAAGAUGACCAGUGGGAGAAACCAUUCGAGAAUUUAGUAGUUUUGCACCAGAUGCUCUUUGCUUCUGUAAAUCAUACGUUAUCUGCUUCCGUGCGUGUUAGUCUGAGGAGAAAAGAACAAUUUGUAUUCAUCCUGAACUACGAUUUCCCCUCAUUUGCACUUGGAAAAUUGGAUUGGUACCAUUAA